Penicilliopsis zonata CBS 506.65 is the source of this 996-nucleotide messenger RNA. RefSeq lists its product as hypothetical. Gene Ontology annotation, biological process: retrograde vesicle-mediated transport, Golgi to endoplasmic reticulum; intracellular protein transport; intra-Golgi vesicle-mediated transport. The transcript has 2 exons. The coding region runs from base 6 to 611 and encodes 201 amino acids. The record is from RefSeq and is a predicted model, not a curated record. NCBI's taxonomy places the organism in Eukaryota, Fungi, Ascomycota, Eurotiomycetes, Eurotiales, Aspergillaceae. Gene Ontology annotation, cellular component: COPI vesicle coat.
CCAACAUGUUCGGCAAUCUGUCCCUCUUCUCCGUCAAUGCGGUGCUGAUCACGUCCGCCGACGACGGCUCGCGCAUCUUCGCCAAGUACUACUCGGCGCCGCAUCCUCCGGCGGGCGUCUCUGCGCACUCGACCGACUACCCCGGAGCCAACCCUUACCCGACGGUGAAGGAGCAGAAGGCGUUCGAGAAGGGCCUGCUGGAGAAGACGAACAAACAGACCAGCGAUGUGAUCCUGUACGACAACCGGGUGGUGGUGUUCAAGCUCGAGAGCGACGUCAUGCUCUACGUGGUUGGGGGUGCCGACGAGAAUGAGGUCCUACUGUAUAACGUUGUUCUGACGCUGCGGGAUGCUCUGGGGAUUUUAUUCAAGGGCGCAACGGAUAAACGCACCAUUGUCGAAAACUACGACCUUGUCUCCUUGGCCAUUGACGAGAUCAUCGACGACGGCAUCAUCCUCGAGACGGACCCGGUCCUGGUUGCCUCUCGGGUCAGCAGGGCCCCCGCGGCGGAUGUCCCGAAUAUCAAGAACAUCGACCUGUCGGAACAGGGGCUCUACAACGUGUGGGAACUGGGCAAGCGGCGGCUGGCAGAGGGUCUGCGGCAGAUGUAGACUGCGGUUGCAUGUUCGGGGAGUCCACAUGGUGCAUUUUUUUCGAAUGUUCUUUUCUUCUCUUUCCUAUGUUUUCUUUCUUUCUGUUCUCUGAUGCCUCUGGCUGGCCCUGGCGUAUUUGGUAUACACAUCUCGUUAUAACGUCGGUUUCCACUUCUAUGCUUUACAGGAGAUUCUCAGACACCCUUCCCUCGAGAAUUCUACAGGAAAUUCUACAGAAUUCUACAGGAAAUUCUACAGGAAAUUCUGCCGAGAACCCUUGAGAACCCCUAGAGAAUCCCCAGAGAGUACCACCCAUGAGAGUAUUCUCCUAAUCUCGUUCAACUACUCUGGCCUCAAAGACACCAAGUCAAUAACCAAUUGACCAGUCUCAUACUGAUUAUAG